AUGACACCGGUUGUUACCCCAAUCAUUCCAAAUGCCUCCAAAAAGAUAAGAUAUGACGAAUCAUAUUUGAAUAUCGGUUUAACUGUGAUAAAUUCUGGUGGAGAAGAGAAACCGCAGUGUGUUUUUUGCUCCGAAGUGUUGGCAACAACUUCACUAACGCCCAGUAGGUUAAAGAGACACUUGGAAACUAAGCACCCCAGUUCAACUCACAAAGAUGCAGACUUCUUCAAAUGCAAAGCUGAAAGAUUGAUUGGGUCCAGACUUGAUGACAUGGGAAUGUUUUCGCAAGACAUUACGACUGGUCUGAAGGCCUCUUAUGAGGUUUUGAGGAAAAUAACUGCUGCCAAAAAAUUUUUUGCUACCCAAAAAUUUUUUGCAAUCUAA
Octopus sinensis (East Asian common octopus) is the source of this 384-nucleotide messenger RNA. Its product is annotated as zinc finger BED domain-containing protein 5-like. The record is from RefSeq and is a predicted model, not a curated record. Lineage: Eukaryota; Metazoa; Mollusca; Cephalopoda; Octopoda; Octopodidae. The coding region runs from base 1 to 384 and encodes 127 amino acids. Gene Ontology annotation, molecular function: DNA binding. The transcript has 2 exons.